Molecule: messenger RNA, 3971 nt
Organism: Ricinus communis (castor bean)
Lineage: Eukaryota; Viridiplantae; Streptophyta; Magnoliopsida; Malpighiales; Euphorbiaceae
Product: protein FAR1-RELATED SEQUENCE 3
Exons: 6
Coding region: 555-3218 (887 amino acids)
Biological process (GO): regulation of DNA-templated transcription
Molecular function (GO): zinc ion binding
Source: RefSeq, a predicted model, not a curated record
GUUUAUAAAAAUCUCUUAAGAGUCAGCUCUAUAUAUAUAAUAAUGUUUUUUAAAUUAUAUAAUAAUGUUUAGAAAAUUAUCUUAAAAUAAAGCAAGGCUCAACUCAAGGGGACGAAUUAGACAAAGAAAUAUGUUAUUUCUUUCCGCGGCAAAAAGUAAUAAAAACAAAAAGGAUAAUCCAAAAAAGAAAAGAAAAGGACCGGUUGCAUACUGGUUUGACUUUUAGAACCGGAAUAACCACUGUCGGGUUAGUGGCAUACCGGGUGGUUAAUGAACAAAGCUCCGAAAUGUUUGCCCGUCUUUCGUAAAUUUAAAAAAGACAAAAAAGGUUAACAGGUAAAGUUAGGGUUUCAAUUUCACUCUCUCUCUCUCUUAAAAGAACAAAAUUUUGAUAAAAUUAAAAAAGAAAAAGAAAAAGACCACUCUAAUUCUUACUUGUGCGAAAUUCCCACAAUUCCAAUUCCACAGAAUGUGUCCACUUUCAGUAGAGAAUUAAACAUGCAAGGGCGUUUACAUAAUUGUCUCUAAGAUUUAGUUUUAAGCGGUGGUUUGUUAUGGAUGCUCAUGUGAUUGAUGAAGAGGAGGGAAUGGGUCACCGCGUGAUGGCUUAUGAUGGGGAUGCUGAAACCAAUGAGGGUGGAGAAUUAAAUAAUGCAGAGAAUUCAUCAGCACAUGAUGAUGAUGGGGCAGCUGAGCCUCAUGUAGGUAUGCAAUUUGAUACUGAAGAUGCUGCUAAAACUUUCUAUGAUGAGUAUGCAAGACGUCUAGGUUUUAGUUCCAAACCUGGUAAUUUGAGUCGUUCUAGAGCUGAUGGGACCAUUGUUGCUCAGGAGUUUGUUUGUGCAAGAGAGGGUUUUUUGAAAAGGAGGUCUGCCGAUAGUUGUGAGGCAAAACUUAGGAUAGAGCUUAGGGGUCAAGACAAAUGGACUGUAACAAAAUUUAUAAAGGAGCAUAGUCAUACUAUGGUUAGUCCCAGCAAAGUGCAUUACCUUCGGCCCCGCAGGCAUUUUGCUGGUGCUGCGAAAGGCAUUACUGAACCUUUCCAAGGAGGGGGAACUGUACCCAGUGGUGUCAUGUAUGUAUCCAUGGAUGGUAACCGUGUAUCUGCAGAGGGAAAUCGUGGUCUUAGGAAUGCUUCUGCUGCAGACUCUAAUCGUGUCAUCAAGAAUGCUACCACAUUCAGUUUUUCUGUUAGACCCAAUACACGAAAGAGGAUAUUAGGGAGGGAUUGUCAGAAUUUAUUAGAAUAUUUCAAGAAAAUGCAGGCUGAAAACCCUGGUUUCUUUUAUGCAAUACAACUUGAUGAAGAUAAUCGCAUGGCCAAUGUUUUUUGGGCUGAUGCAAGGUCAAGGACAGCUUACAGCCAUUUUGGCGAUGCAGUUACAUUGGACACAAAUUACAGAGUAAAUCAGUAUAGAGUGCCCUUUGUUCCUUUUACAGGAGUAAAUCAUCAUGGUCAACCAAUUUUAUUUGGCUGUGCAAUGCUGCAAGAUGAUUCUGAGGCUUCUUUUGUUUGGCUGUUCAAGACAUUUCUCACAGCGAUGAAUGACCAUCAACCUGUUUCUAUAAUGACUGAUCAAGAUAGGGCCAUACAGACAGCUGUUUCUCUGGUAUUUCCUGAAGCUCGACACUGUAUUAGCAAAUGGCAUGUCUUGAGAGAAGGGCAGGAAAAAUUGGCUCAUGUGUGUCAUGCCCAUCCUAAUUUUCAGGUGGAAUUGUACAAUUGUAUUAAUUUGACAGAGACUAUUGAGGAAUUUGAGACAUUUUGGAGCUCUAUCAUUGAUAAAUAUGAUCUGAGGGGAAAUGAUUGGCUUCAAUCAUUAUAUGAAGCUCGUGCUCAGUGGGUUCCAGUUUUUUUUCGGGAUUCCUUUUUUGCCAUGAUAUCUCCAAAUCAAGGGUUUGAGGGUUCUUUUUUCGAUGGCUUUGUGAACCAACAAACAACAUUACCAUUGUUCUUCAGACAGUAUGAAAGAGCUCUAGAAAAUUGGUUUGAAAAGGAGUUAGAAUCAGAUUUUGAUACAAUUUGCACCAUGCCAGUCCUAAGGACACCAUCUCCAAUGGAAAAACAAGCAGCAAACCUGUAUACAAAGAAAAUUUUUGCAAAAUUUCAAGAAGAGCUAGUCGAAACUUUUGUCUAUACUGCAAAUAAAAUUGAGGGUGAUGCAGCUAUCAGCACGUUCAGAGUUGCAAAAUUUGAGGAUGACCACAAGGUAUAUAUAGUUACGUUGAACUAUCCAGAAAUGAGAGCGAACUGCAGCUGCCAAAUGUUUGAGUACUCAGGCAUUUUAUGUAGACAUGUUUUGACAGUCUUCACAGUGACAAAUGUUCUUACGUUGCCAGCUCAUUAUAUCUUAAGAAGAUGGACAAGAAAUUCCAAAAAUGGUCCUGGAAUAGAUGAACGUGGUGGUGAAGUAAAUGGCCAAGAAUCUCUAAUAUUGCGAUAUAACAAUCUCUGUCGGGAAGCCAUCAAAUAUGCAGAAGAAGGGGCAACAGCUGUGGAUACUUACAAUGUUGCUUUGGGUGCUCUUAGAGAAGGUGGGAAGAAGGUUGCUGCUGUUAAGAAAAAUGUUGCCAAAGUUCCACCUCCCAGUUCACAAGUGGGGGGGAUAGGUUACGAUGACAGGAAAACCUCUACCUCAGCUUCAGAUACAACGCCAUUGUUAUGGCCAAGGCAAGAUGAAGUUAUACGACGAUUCAAUUUGAAUGAUGCUGGUGCUGCAGCUCAAUCUGUUGCUGAUUUGAAUCUCCCUCGUAUGGCCCCUGUGUCCCUUCAACGGGAUGAUGGUCCUCCUGGAAACAUGGUAUGCGGGGAAAACGCAGUUCUUCCUUGUCUCAAGUCAAUGACUUGGGUUAUGGAGAAUAAGAAUUUAACACCAGGGAACAGAGUCGCUGUGAUCAACUUGAAGUUGCAAGAUUAUAGCAAGACUCCUUCAACAGAAUCGGAGGUUAAGUUUCAACUGUCAAGGGUUACACUAGAGCCCAUGUUAAGGUCUAUGGCAUAUAUUAGUGAACAGCUUUCUACUCCAGCUAACAGGGUUGCUGUCAUUAAUUUGAAGCUUCAAGAUACAGAAACAACUUCUGGAGAGUCAGAGGUUAAAUUUCAGGUUUCUAGGGAUACAUUAGGUGCCAUGUUGAGAUCAAUGGCCUACAUUCGUGAGCAGCUUUCAAAUGCUGCUGAGCCCCAGCCAGAGCCUCAAACAAAGAAGCAGCGGAAGUGAAGAAAUUGCAGCUUGUCCAUCUCAUUUCCUGAGUGCGACCAAAUUACAUGGCGAAGGUGUGUUCACCAAUUCUGUCAUUGUUACAAAUGACUUGAGAAAGGCAAACCCCCUGCCCACAGCCCUGUGUUUCAUCCCCUACCAACACCCUUCUUACUCUCUUUUAUCUGGGGCUUUCAACUGGCUAGCUUUGUUUCCAUUUUAUGCCUCCCAUCUUCUUUCCUGUCCCGUUUAAGCCCACCCCAUUCCAUAACCCAGUGUAAGCUUGUAGUGUAAUAUAUUUGUACAUUUAGUUGGUGAAUUAAAAAUCAAAGCAUCAAAAAGUUCCACAUGAAAGUUUUCAUCUGGUAUCCAUUAGGAUGUACCUCAUUACCCGUUUAUAUCCUUCCCCUUUUUGUCCAAAUGGUCAAGCUCUGAAGUUUCAGUAUGUGGGAAACAUCUAUACAUUAUCAGAUCUGUGUUUUCAUCAAGCCAAAAGCUCCAUUGGGAAAGACACGAAAAAGGCAAAGAAGGUUUUAGUAAUAGGCUCCUGUAAGAAAAACUGUAUGCUGGUAUUUAAGGUGGGUUUGAUUUGUCUCCAUGGCAUAUUGUUUUGCGGGAUAUGCUGCUUAGGCUGUAUUGCUGGAUUGGCAGGCCAUUUGUACCUUACUUACCAGAAUACUGUAGAAUGCAUGCGGAAUGCCUUUGCUGCACAUAAGAUUGGUAUACUUUUUGAGUUUGUAAGCCAUCGGUUAAUCUUCUUCUUUUUCUCUUUCA